This is a messenger RNA of Lodderomyces margitis, 711 nucleotides long. RefSeq names its product Ecm1p (gene ECM1). Gene Ontology annotation, cellular component: nucleolus; preribosome, large subunit precursor. Gene Ontology annotation, biological process: ribosomal large subunit export from nucleus. Lineage: Eukaryota; Fungi; Ascomycota; Pichiomycetes; Serinales; Debaryomycetaceae. Bases 1 to 711 code for a protein of 236 amino acids. The transcript has 2 exons. The record is from RefSeq and is a predicted model, not a curated record.
AUGGGGGGAUUGCGAAGUCAAAGACACCACUUGAUGCCUGUGUUGAGUGGGGUUGAGCAGUUUGAUGAUUCAGUAAACGAUGAAGAUGAUGGUGCAGAUUCAAGAUUCAUAUUCGAUGGUGGUUUUAGAAAACUUUCUAAAAGAAGUAGAGCAGCAAGAAGAGGUGAAGUAACCGAUGAUGCCAAUGCACCAAUAAUCGCCACAUCAACCAAAGAAUCACAUGAAAAUGACGGUGUUCGUAAAUCAAUAAUCAGGACACAGAUCAAGAACGAAACAUUGCUCAAUAAAAAAAUCGAAGCUUCACGUAUCCGGAAACAACAACAACUGGAUCAGAAAAAGAAAUCAUCGUCUCUAAAACAUAAAGUUGAUCGUAGUGAUAAGCUACAGGGCAUUUUAGCAUCCAAGAUCGAUGCAAGUAUAGCGAGAGCAAAGUAUGUGCAAAAUGCUAGGAAAUCAAACUGGGAUAAGACAAAUUCAAAUAUUGAAAUUCGAAAUCACAUGAUCGAAAAAGAAGCAAGUGGUGAAGGCAAAGAAUUGACUCAAGAGGAGAUAGAUAGAAUGGAAGAGGAUGAGUACGUGAGAAAUUUCUAUGAAAAUGAUGAUGAUGUUAAAGUUGACGACAAAGAAAAAGGUGGUGACAGUGAUGAAGGUGAUGAAAAGAAGGCGUUGGCGAAUAACAAGUUUGCAUUGUUGGAUGAAAUUGAAGCUUAG